CGUUUUUUGCUUUGCUGCAUGUGGCUACGCGGGAAACUGAAAUUAAUAAUUGUAUCGUGUUUGAAUCAAUUAACAUGAGAUUCAAAACAGACAGUGGAAUUACUUGGUCCAGCCUGGAACUUGCGGGCCUCGUAGAAGACGAGGAAUCCCGUGUUUAUUUUGAAAAAUUUAAAAAACACCUUGGCUUACAUCCGUUCCACUUAACGAACUUGAACGCCGCGUUGAAUGAAAUUUUAAGCUCAAAUCUAAAUUCUUAUGAUCCUGACUUGAAAGGAUUUUUAUUGGCUUAUAGAAAUCCGAAAUUACUAACUUCGUUGGGAGAAAUAUUUUACGAUACAUGCUUCAUUCACAUUGAUGUUGAAACAGACUUUUAUGUAUUCAGACCAGAAGUUGGAUGUAAAUUGAAAGGAAUAGUCAAUAAAAAGGGAUUAGAUCACAUAGGGAUUCUUGUACAUAAGACAUUUAAUGUAUCGAUUCCUAAACCGGAUGAUGAAGAAGAUUGGCCAGGUAAUAAUGUUGAAAUUGGCCAAGAAGUAAGAUUUGCAAUAACACUUCUUGAUUUUAAUAGCAAGUUACCAUUUAUUCGCGGUGUCUUGAAUUCAAAUGAUUAUUUACAUGGCUGUAAAUUAAUGCUAAAAAGCAUUAAUAAUAAAAGAUUAUCUUCUAAGAAUAAUAUUUACAGUAAUAAUAUUAAUGAUGUAUCAAAGAAAAAUACUAAGCAUACUGGAAAGCAUACAUUUUUCACAACUGAUUCUGAAAGUACUGAUGAAGAUAUACCAAAAAUAAAAGAAGAGAUUGAACCCAAAGUAUUAGAGAAAAAGAAAAAAGGCAAGAAACGUGAUAAAGAGUUCAAUGAAAUAAGUGAAUCUAAAACUGAAUUAGUUAAGGUAGAAUCUGAAUAUGAUUGUUAUACGAAUAAUAUUUCCUUAAAUGGUGAAUUAAUGAACAAUGAAGAACCAGAAUCGAGUGAGUCGAAAAGUAAAAUUGAAAAGAAAUUCAAAAUUAAAAGUUCUCCAAGUUUGGUAAAUGAAUACGAUGAAACUGUCGUGGAUAAUUCACCUAGAAAUUACCUGAAACCUGACAACGAUAGUGAAAUUAAAGUUGAAUAUAACAAAAGUGAUAAUGAAAGUAUACUUGAGGAUAAGUCCAUGAUAAAGAAAAAGUCUAUGAAAAGAAAGAGUGACGGUAUUUCAAAAAGAGGCUCGAAGAAAAUUAAAGUGGAACAAUUUGAUGAUACAUAUGAAUACACAUAUGAUGAUGCGCAAGAAUCACCAACGAAACAAUAUAAGAAAUAUAAAGAAUCUGUAAAGUUAGAAACCUCUGAAAGUGAAGAGAUUACAACAAAGAAGCAUUCAAAAAAAUCUAAUAUUUCAGAUUCUCAAAUUGUGUUCGAAAAUGUAAAAAUUAAAAAAGAACGAUUAACUAGUGGAUCUGAAAACAGCCAAGACGAGAAUUAUGUAACAAUAAGUAAAACAUUAAAAAAAGAUCCCGACGCAUCUAGUUCUCACGAUACACCAAGUGAAAAUAACACUACCAAAAAGAAACGAAAGAAACAUUCGAAGAAUGCUAUUAUAGACACGAGUACGAUUAAAAUAGAAUUUGAUGAACAUAAAUUUAAAAACUUCGCAAUUAAUGAAGAAAACUUUCGUAGCAAUGAAGAUAUAACUGAAGACAUUUAUUCAAAACAAUAUGUAAAAAAUGUAAGUAGUUCACCUAGGGAAAAACAUAAUAUUCGUUUGAAUGAUAAUACUUAUGAUGAUGAAAUAAAUGCAAAUACCACAAAACGUUCGAAAAAGAAAGUAAUAAAUGAAGAUAUAAUAGGUAGUGGAGAGAUAAAAUUGGAGAAAUUCUCAGCGACUGAUAAUUCAGAUAUUGAUAAUAGCGAUUUUCGAAGUACUGAAAAAAGAAAAAAGCAUAAAAAAAAAUUAUCCACAGAACUAAAUAAAUUUAGGGGCACAGAUCAUGAAUCUGAAUUUGAUUUCAAUGAUGUUGAAGUUAAAACCGAGAGGUUUUCAGAUUGGGACAUUUAAAAAAAAAAAUAUAUAUA
Messenger RNA from Heterotrigona itama, 2047 nucleotides. NCBI's taxonomy places the organism in Eukaryota, Metazoa, Arthropoda, Insecta, Hymenoptera, Apidae. The record is from the annotation of a GenBank genome assembly.